Molecule: messenger RNA, 2916 nt
Organism: Poeciliopsis prolifica (blackstripe livebearer)
Lineage: Eukaryota; Metazoa; Chordata; Actinopteri; Cyprinodontiformes; Poeciliidae
Biological process (GO): protein deubiquitination
Cellular component (GO): cytosol; nucleus
Molecular function (GO): cysteine-type endopeptidase activity; cysteine-type deubiquitinase activity
Source: RefSeq, a predicted model, not a curated record
AUUAACAUGUAAGAAAUGUCGGACAGCGUCUGAGAGAAGUUGGGGUUUUUGUAUCGAGUGGAUGUCAACAAAAAGUGUCAAUCUCAGGCCUCCACAGCCGAUGGGCUGAUCACCAGCGGGAAGAAAAAAAAUGAAUCGCUGGUGGAAUAAACCUGCAGAUGUUAAGUACCACGGUUUGGUCAACCAUGGAGCAACAUGCUACCUGAACAGUGUGCUGCAGGUUCUGUUCAUGACAGAAGAAUUCAGAGAAGCUGUGAUCAGACUUACCAGUCCCAGUCAGGAAUACAUUGAUCAUCAUCUUAAAGGAUUGUUUGAAGAAUUACUGCAAUGGAAAGCAGAUCCAUAUCAUAUAUUGAGAGCUUUAGGAGUCAAAUAUGUGUAUGAACAGCAAGAUGCAGCAGAAUAUUUUGAGAGGAUCUUAAGGAAGACCAGUGAAGAUGCAGCACAGAUCUUUCAUGGACGGCUGAGUCACAGGACGACUUGUUCAAAAUGUCAGACAGUGACUGACAGUAUAGGUCCGUUCUGGCAUCUUCCUCUUGAACUGGAAGAUUCACCUGGUGGAAACUACAGUGUGGAAAAUGGCAUCAAGAUGUUUUUCACACCAACGAUAUUCGAUGGCGAUAACAAGGUGUACUGUGAAAUCUGUGACGCUAAAGUUGAUGCUACCAGAAAAUAUGUAAUAACUCAUCAUCCAGAUGUUCUGCUUCUGAUGCUGAAGAGGUUUGACUUCAGCUAUCAGUUCAUGUCUUACAUCAAAAUCCACUGUAAUGCUGAUGUUCCUCACACCAUUAGGAUACCAGAGAAUCAGACAUAUGAGCUUUAUGCAGUUGUGGAGCAUUUUGGUGAUUUAAGAGGAGGACAUUAUCAGGCAGUGAUUAAGUGCAAGGAUGAAGGAGACGAAUGGUUCAUCUUUAAUGACGGAUCAGUCACACAGCUAGGCAUAAAUCCUUUUCCUGAUGAUGUGAACGUUGCACCGUCUGUAAGCGCCUAUCUUCUAUUUUACAGAAAGAAAGUUGCAGAUUGUGUCAUCAGUGAACCGUGUUCAGUCAGAGAUUACAACCAAAGCGUAAUUCAGGACCAAAGUCCAAAGGAGGAGAAUCUGCAGCCAGGUGAAGAAACAGAAACACUUAAUGGGAAUAUUUCUGAUGAGAAGAUAAAAGUUGAUCACAUGUCCUUUGAAGCUAAACCUGAAAAGAGCGGAAUAAUUGAGUCAGAAGAGAUUGAUGCAGAUGAACAGAGAUUACCUGAAGAACAACCAGCCAGAGAGAGACAGACUGAAGAAUUGAGUCAGGAUGAGACAAAAUAUCCUCAAGACAUAAUAAUGGAGAAUCCAGAGGAGCAGGAGAAAAACAGAAAUCAUCUCACUGCAGAAGAUCAAAUUCAGGGAGAAACAGAACCAACAAAUUUUGGAAAUAUGCAGCCAGACAUAAAUUAUGAUCAUAAUAUAAACAGUGCUGAACCUGCAGCGUUUCACAAAAACCUCUUGGAACAGCAGGAAUCAGCAGAGGACAGAAUAGAUGAAGAGAGGAGGAAACAUGAGGCGGAAAACAGCAACAAACUGAUCACAAAAUCAGAGGAAACAGGGGCUGAUGAUGAGGCUGAAAAUAUGAGAUAUAAUCGUAAUGAAGCAGAAAGAGCUGCACUUAAUAAACUAGAAGAAAUGAAGCAGAUUGGUGAGGCAGUCAGUCAUUUGAAAGAAAGCUUUUCUUCACAGGAUCCUCAGAGUAAAGGAUUCAGUAAAAUACCACAAAGUUUAACUUCAGAUGAGCCAAAUAUUGAUGAUAAACACCAAAGGAGAAAAGAAAUGACAGUCGAUGCUGCUAAAACACAAGAAACAGAGAAUGUUGACAAAACUUAUGUUCAUGAAGACAAGCCAAAGGUAGAUGAUGGUGGAAAAAGCGAACAAAAGAGUCAGAUAAGAGGAAAGAGAAAUAGAUCAGAUCAAGGAAAGAAAGAGAAUCAAGAUAACACUGACAGGACAGUGGGAGCGUAUUCUGACAGUCCUCAGGAAAGCACAGUAGAUAUGCAGAAGGAAAACACUGAACAAAUCCAUUCUUGUCAUGAUACACAAAAUGAACGUAAUUUGAAGAAAACCAGAAGAAAUGAAAAUUAUAAGAUAGCAGCAACACUGACAGGAAACCAGGAGGCUAAAAGAGAUGAAGAAACAAGACAAGAAAACUUUCAGAGUUACAGAAAUAAAAGGUCAAAGGGCGCUGAGGUCGAGAGACAAGGUUCAAAUCAGGCUGCAGUUGAGUGCAAAACCAUAGAAGUAGAUAUUAGGGAGUUUUCUCCUGGUGGUAAAGGUAAAAAAAUGAUAAAAACAAUUACUGAGGAAAUCACAACUGUUAACAACAGCAGCAAUAGAAAAUCAAUAAGCGAUGAAGGAAAAGUUGACUGUGACUUGGAGGAUGGUGUAUUUCUUUCUGAACCUCUUUUACACCAACAACAAAAUCCCACAUCGAAGGAAAUCACCAGAGGAGCAAAAGAAGACGAAUACAGGGAGAACUUUCCCUCUGAGACUGAUCUGGAAGCACAACAAAAAAGGAAUGAUAUGAAGAAGAAAUGUUCAUGUAGGUGCACCUGUGCAAUUCUGUGAGCAGAAAGGAAGGAAGCAACAAAAAAAAGUGACACUUCUUUGUUUUUUUUAUUUCUAGGACAUGAACAAUGCAGAUCAGGAAUCAAAUGAAAAUGACAAUAACAGUCAUUGUUUGCUGCUCCUUAAGUUUUCCUGAAGGCCUUUAUAAGCCUCACGAAGAAAUACGGUGAAAGGCUGUUGUUGUUUGUUUUUUUUUACCAAAUAGCAAAAAUUGUUUUUCAUAGCUUGAAAAUAAUAUCAGCUAAAUUUAAUGUUUUUCAUAAAUUCUUUUUUUUUUCUUUAUCUGUCAAUGUUUUGACCUUUUCCAUUUUAACUUUUAU